CUCAAACUCUCGAUUUCUGCACAUUUCUCCUCAUCACAUCGUAUCCUUUUUCCUUCUUUCUCCUUCUGCUUCUUCCUUCUUCGUUUCCGCAUCCUCCAAAUCUCUUGCUGAACUGAGCAGAGGAAGCAAGGCAAAAUGGUGGCCGCCAAGCCGAAGGUAUCCUACGAGGAGUGCCGCCGCAAGAGGCUGGAGGAGAACAAGAAGCGAAUGGAGGCCCUCAAUCUCCCCCAGCUCUCUCAAUCCCUCCGCAACUCCUGCUCUCCCAACUCCACCCCUAUGAAGCAGUCCAAGCCACGCACGGUGGAGAAGCGGGUGGUGGUGGUGAGGAGGUCCGGUCGCGUCGCGAACAAGCCCGCCCCCGUUUACAGAGAGGUGGUGAUUGAUCGGGUGGCAGUGCCCAGAAGGAUUUACAGGAGGAGGGAUCCGCUCAACCUGGUGUAUGCCUCUGCUGAGGCCAGGGAAUAUGCAAUAGAGAAGGCGGAGGAAUUGCAGUCCACUCUGGGACCUCACUAUCCCACCUUAGUCAAAGCCAUGCUCCCAUCUCAUGUCUCUGGUGGUUUUUGGCUGGGCCUUCCCGUCCACUUUUGCAAGACGAGCCUUCCUAAGAAUGACGGGGUCAUCACAUUGGUCGACGAAGAUGGUGAAGAAUUCCCUACGAUAUAUUUGGCGCGGAAGACGGGACUCAGCGGAGGAUGGAAAGGGUUCUCUGUAGCUCAUGAGCUAACUGAUGGAGAUGCUGUAGUUUUCCAGUUAAUUAAACCAACCACAAUGAAGGUUUACAUCAUACGAGUGAAUGGAUUCGACAAGAGUGAGGAGCCCUAGGUAGAUUAGUAGCAUGGUUGCUCUGCAGUCGGAUUUUGGACAUAUAAUGGUUGCACGGUGCAUUGAAAGGUCAUCCUGGGCUAUGAGAUUUGGCCAUUGGGUUGCUCCCGAUUUGGUCACAGGAGGCGAAAUGUAACUUAAUCUAGAGAUAGAUUCCAAUCGAUUAGAUUAGCUAGUGAAUCUGCGGUGCUGUAGGUCUGUUUCUUGCUUGUAAUUAAUUGAUCAUACUAGUGCUAUGCUUGGCGGUUGUCUAGUCUAUCUGCAGUUCAGCAAGAAACGGUUAAAAACACUCAAUGCAGCAGCAGUUCUGCAUC
Messenger RNA from Syzygium oleosum, 1136 nucleotides. Its product is annotated as B3 domain-containing protein At5g42700. NCBI's taxonomy places the organism in Eukaryota, Viridiplantae, Streptophyta, Magnoliopsida, Myrtales, Myrtaceae. Gene Ontology annotation, molecular function: DNA binding. The coding region runs from base 136 to 822 and encodes 228 amino acids. The transcript is spliced from 7 exons. The record is from RefSeq and is a predicted model, not a curated record.